Messenger RNA from Hevea brasiliensis (rubber tree), 1839 nucleotides. RefSeq names its product putative nuclear RNA export factor SDE5. The record is from RefSeq and is a predicted model, not a curated record. Lineage: Eukaryota; Viridiplantae; Streptophyta; Magnoliopsida; Malpighiales; Euphorbiaceae. The coding region runs from base 148 to 1668 and encodes 506 amino acids. The transcript is spliced from 12 exons.
UUGAUGAACGUGGCUUUUAGCGCUCGAUUAUUUGUGCUUGCGGAAUCAGAUAAUUUGUGGUUGGGUUAAAUGCCCCAUUCGUUAAUGAGCCAAUAGUAAGAAAAGAACAGUAAAUGAGGUUCAUUUGAUGUGUCAAAAUAUAUUUAAAUGGAAGCAUCUAUUUUGAACACAAAGUAUGAAGAUAGUGAUAAAAAGACAUUGAAAGGUUUGUUUGAGGCAUUUGGCUCUUUGUUUUCCCUUCAAGAUAUAGCUUCUGCUUAUUACAAGGCAAACCAAAAUGCAGAUUUGGCUGGUGAAAUCCUGUAUGACAUGCAGGAAAUUCAGGAAUGCACCUCUACCACUGCAGUUGUUGCAUCCAACAGAGGGGCAAGAAGUGUAAAAUCUUCCAAAUCAUGCUAUGAUACAAUUUCUGAGAAACCAUGUUGCACAAAUAGAAAGUUCAGAGCUUCAAAGCAAAUCUGGCGUCCACUUUCAGGAGGAACUAUUCCAAGCAUUCUCGGCAAAGAAUCUGUUAAUUCCACACUAGUAGCCAACUCUUCCUGUAUGGAAACCAAACCAAUGAAAUUGGAUGCAAAGGAAUUGCCAAUGUCUGAACUGUGGGGAGAGGAAACUAAACUGAACCCAUCAAAGAAAGAUCACAUGUAUAAGGAUAUCGGAGAUUUUCUUUUCAGAAUGCUAGGAGAUGGCUUUCAGCUGGAAAGAGACGAGAUUCGACAAGUUCUUGAUAAAUGUGGAUAUGACGUGCAAAAGAGCAUGGAGAAACUAUUAGAUUUGUCUGCAGAGACUUUGGAUGAAGCGAACAAAUCCCUUGGUAAAUCCACUGAAAAGAAUGUAGAUGUGCAUUCAAAUUCUGAUGAACAUUCUUAUCAAAACAAAGUGCCACCAAUGAAUUUUUCCCAUGAGGGUGAUGCCAAUGGAAUUUCAAAUAUAAAUGAGGGAGGUCUACCUGGACAAGAGGAGAGAAAUGAUAUUCAGAAGGAAGUAUUUGUUGCAUUGUUUAAUGUUGCUGACAGAUCUGAAGGGUUAUCUAGAAGAGUAGCAAGGACAGCGAGGAGGCCUAGGGUAUUAGGAGAACUGGUUGUUGAACCUCCAAAAGACUUUACCUUAGAACACAAACCUGAUUCUGUUGUUUCAAAGCAAGAUAAUGGCAAUGAUGAUGAUGAAGAGGAUAGUUACCAGAAGCUUCGUAGAGCUGUGAAGGAGUAUCGGGUCACAAUGAAGGAAUAUUAUAAAGCUGCGGUCAAUGCAUUCGCAAAGGGAGACUAUGAUCGAGCUAACAAACUUAUGGAUGAGGGACAUUUUUUUCAUGAAAAGGCUCGCAAGGCAGAUGAAGAAUCUAGUCAGAAGAUAUUUGAAAUGAAAAAUGUAGAUACAAAUGAUGUAUUAACCCUUGAUCUGCAUGACCAUGGUGCCAAGGAAGCAAUGCGUCUUUUGAAGCGUCAUCUUGCUUCUCUUUCUGGCAUCUCAUCAAUUAAGUACCUGAAGGUCGUGAUUGAGACGAAUGAGGAAGAUACCUCAAAAGGGGCUCGCAGGAGAUUGGUUAUGAAGCUGUUAGAGAAGGAAUCAAUUAAGUGGACAGAAGGAGGAGAUGCUGGAACAAUAUUAAUUCGUUUGGAUAAAAUCAACCCAAAAUGCUUGAGCUUUGCUAAAAGAUAUUAUGCAGCUUAGGAUCUUGUUCAUUCCUCAUAAAAUCUUUAUUUUCACUAAAUUUCAAGUCUUUUUUUUUUUCUCUCUUUUUUAGGGAAUAAAUGGCAAGUAACUAUUAUGAUAAGAAAUGUGAAAGGAUUUCCUGUGCCGCAGUGCGAUACAUUUGAAAUUUAAAGAGUUUUUUUUUUUUAA